AUGUACGAAGGGAUUGACAACCUGAGAUCCCUUUACGACCGUGCCGGGAAGACUUUCUCCGGCGGUCCUUCUGCGGCACAGGAUGUGCCGCGCCGUACUGCACAACCAGACCCAGUACGUCGAUCAUCAGUUGGGAGCGGGGCUCCCAAGAAUACCAGGACGGGGGAUAGCCGCGCCACCGGACGAGAUAAUUCGUCCGACGUCCGUUCACGUCGCGGUGGUUCAACAGCCGCUCAACUAGAUAGCGCUGGCCACCGCGAGAGUCCUCUAAUAGAGGUGGAGGAGGAGGGAAGACGCUCUCCAAACUAUCGUGGGGAAGCGUGUAUCCCUGAGAGCCUCUUUGAUCGCGUAACGCAAGCUAUACGCGGCGAUCUCGAACAUGAGCGGGACAGGCGUCUCCAACUGGAGGACACUGUCUUGAAGCAUCGAGCUGAGUUUGCCUUUGCUCAGCUUGAGAUUGAGAGAGCUCUGACAUCUCUGCACCUUGUCGAUGCCCACCAUCGGGAGCACAAGGCUUGCUGCGAGAUGCUUGAGCGCAAGGGCUUUCUUCAUCGGAAGAAACAGCGUACUGAUGGUACGGCUUAA
Peronospora matthiolae is the source of this 585-nucleotide messenger RNA. Lineage: Eukaryota; Oomycota; Peronosporomycetes; Peronosporales; Peronosporaceae. The record is from the annotation of a GenBank genome assembly.